AUGUCGACGCUAUUCUAUCAGCGCAUGGGAUCAAAAAUACGCGUUCAAUUCUAAACAUCCGGGCCGCGAGGCGCCUGUGAUCGGGCUCCAGCAAAAGCCACUAUCCAUCUGUCCGUAAUGUACCGACCCAUAACGGCCGAGACUGAGUCCGAGUCCGGGGUCACCAACGCCCAGUUGAGUAGAGGCGACUUUCGCGCUCCCGCCGGGAUUGGGCUCCAUGGCUCCAUGUGGCAAGGGAGGGAGGAGGAGGGGACAAGGCAGGGAUAUUCGUGCUGCGAUGGUUGCCGCAGCCGAUGGGGUUAG
Molecule: messenger RNA, 303 nt
Organism: Protopolystoma xenopodis
Lineage: Eukaryota; Metazoa; Platyhelminthes; Monogenea; Polystomatidea; Polystomatidae
Source: the annotation of a GenBank genome assembly